AUGGGCGCCAGCCUUGGUCCAAAAAGUUUUCAUCAAGUCCUGGACUUCAGUUCCAAGCACUGGCUCGACGAUGCUCCUGCCGAGUUCCAACGCGACAACCAGACCAUCUACCAGCCGUGGAGUAUGGGGACGCGCAAUUGUCUGGGACGCAACCCGGCGCGCGCGGAGAUUAGACUAAUCAUCGCCAACAUGCUGCGGCAUCUUGAUCUAGAAUUGGACGGGAGGUGCAUGGGAGACGGCAAUUGGUUUGAUCAGAAGAUUUGUGGAAUAUGGUUCAAGAAGCCUCUGUGGGUGUCGUUGAGUCCGGCUCGAGCAAAGGAGUAA
This is a messenger RNA of Aspergillus lentulus, 324 nucleotides long. RefSeq lists its product as uncharacterized. NCBI's taxonomy places the organism in Eukaryota, Fungi, Ascomycota, Eurotiomycetes, Eurotiales, Aspergillaceae. Gene Ontology annotation, molecular function: iron ion binding; oxidoreductase activity, acting on paired donors, with incorporation or reduction of molecular oxygen; monooxygenase activity. The record is from RefSeq and is a predicted model, not a curated record.